Diachasmimorpha longicaudata is the source of this 6376-nucleotide messenger RNA. It is a transcript of the gene Rfx, whose product is annotated as DNA-binding protein RFX2. Bases 1163 to 3583 code for a protein of 806 amino acids. Gene Ontology annotation, molecular function: DNA-binding transcription factor activity, RNA polymerase II-specific; RNA polymerase II cis-regulatory region sequence-specific DNA binding. The record is from RefSeq and is a predicted model, not a curated record. NCBI's taxonomy places the organism in Eukaryota, Metazoa, Arthropoda, Insecta, Hymenoptera, Braconidae. Gene Ontology annotation, biological process: regulation of transcription by RNA polymerase II. The transcript has 12 exons.
UCCAACCAACUCCGUUCUCCUCCAAAAAUAAGAACAUUCAUUUGGAAAAUAAUAAUUCGCAGUCCACAGUUAAUCACGAACAGCUCGACGAAUUCCUCGUUACGGAUUUCCGUAUUCGACACUUCGUCGGAACGGCGUUAAUUUGGGUCCACAAAAGGGAGGUUAUAGGGUGAUUGCUGACGCUAAUGGGGUGGCGUCAACCGUGAAAGUUCUAGCGAUGGCGCAUAGACUACGGUGGUGAAUGUGCCUGUCGGUAACGCACUACCAGGGAGUACGUGGCGAACUGGGUUGGACUGCCUUUUUGAUCUAGGAGGUCCAGGAGCCGAGACGAACACGAAAAAGGAAAAAAUCGAUUUUAGAAUAUUUCCCGAGCUCUAGAAAAAUCGCAAUUGGGCUGCCCCAAAGGGCACGCCAUGUCCUCCGUGGUGAUGCCUUACCAACAGGCACGUUCACUAUCGUAGUUCAUGUGCCACCGCUACGGAAUUUUGUGGUUGAAGCCACUCCAGAAGCGUCAACAAUCUCCCCUAUAAUCUGCCUGAAAGCCCCAGGAGAAUAUAGACUGGCGUAGUGAUACAAACAUGUCUGCCGAGAACAUAGUUCCCCAGUGACAGUAAUUUUUCAUUAACAUUUUUUUCACGGCUUUGGCAAAAGUUCCCGUCGAUUAUAAAAAAUCAAGAUUUUUUUUGUUGGUGAUGUGGUUAUCAGGUGCGUCAUAAGAAACCAAACGAUGAGGAGAGACAACACCUUUUGGAAUUUCGGAGUUGGUGAUCCGGUCAGUGAUGCCGUAGUCAAGGAGACCGCAGGGCAGUAGACAACUGACAUUCUGAACCGGUCGUGUCGUUUUGUUACUCAUACAAAUUAAUUAAAAACCGAAGUGUUUAUAUUCCACGAGUGCAUGAAGUUCUCGUGAUUAUUUAACGAGUUUUCCAGGGUGACACACGAACGUCAUCUCACCCGGAGGACAAUCAGUAGACGAGAGAGUGAGGAAUAACACAACUAAUUGUGGAAAUAACAUUUUUUUAGUCCAGUGGACGAACCCUCACGGGGGCGUCUAAGUUAAUAAAAGGACGGUGGAAGAGCUGAAGUUGAGAGGCCCUUUGCAUCAAAACGUGAAGGCGACUGUAAUAUUGCGAAUAGUGGGACAAUCGAGGGACUCAUUGCCAUGACUACAACUGGAGCUCAGUACGCUUUAGCAGCAUCCACAACAGCCAACCAUGGCGGGGGUAAUUCUACGGUUGUAGAGGCGGACAUCAAACCGAGCGUUGUCGUUGUCACAACUUCUAGUACAAGUGCAAGUGGUAGUGUUGCACAGAGCCAAGGAGCAAGGGGUCAACUUAUCACUGUUGUUACUAGUCCUGAUCCAUCUAAUAGUAAUAAUCUACAGCCGAUACAGUUGGUGGUCCAAGAUCCAUUGGAAACAGCUGCGGAUUCGUCUAAUGGUUCAUCAGGUACAGCCGCCCACGUAACAGCCCAAGUUGUUGUUAAUACAACACAUUCGGGACAACAUACCCUGAUUGAUUCCGACGUUGCGUCCACAUCGACGGGAACGAUUGUCAGUGGUUCGCCUCAUUAUAUCACAGUAACAGUGUCAGGUGACGCUGAAGCUGUGGGGUCUGAAUCGGGAUCACAUCCAACAUAUGUGCAAUAUGUCCAGGGAGAUGGCUCAACUUAUAAUCUUGCUAAUGGAGAGAUGACAUAUCCAGUGUAUGCUGUAGGCGAGGCAGGAGCCAUGUACACCCCAGCCUCGAAUCAGUAUUACACAUCAGCAACAACGCCCGUGACUUAUGCACAAGUAUCUGGCCAAGGCUCCAAUACAACAACAAAUCAGCUUUUAUCCCAGGGUAAUGGCACGUACCUGAUACAACAGAGUGUAGUCGAUGGAGAUCCAGCGACUCACGCUCUGAUAUCAGCCGCAACGGCCCGGGGGAGUCCCCAGACCGAUAAUGCGGACGCUGUGGUUAGCGGGGGUGGAGGGGCAUACUUGAUCAGUGGUAAUGCUGGAGGGACUGCUAUCAACGUGGAUGAGGCCGCAACAGCGGCCAACAUGACGCAUGCCACUAGGGUCUCGCAGGCCACCGUAAGCCAUAUCGACUCGCCAUUUGUGCAAUGGCUCCUGGAGAAUUAUGAGACAGCAGACGGUGUGUCAUUGCCCCGUUCCACCCUCUAUAAUCACUACCUGCGUCACUGUUCAGAGAACAAAUUGGAUCCAGUUAACGCGGCUAGUUUCGGAAAAUUGAUACGUUCAGUAUUCCUGGGAUUAAGAACACGGCGACUAGGAACAAGAGGUAACUCCAAGUACCACUACUACGGUAUCCGAGUGAAGCCAAAUUCCCCCUUGAUCCUGCUGAACGAGGACGGAACAUCCCGUCAACAGACAUCAGCCAACAAUCAAACAAAACGCUUCAAGUUUUCAAAUCAGAAACAGGAAUCAUCAUACGACAGCAACACCCACGGAACAGUCAACAUAACAUCAAAUACAACAACUCCUCAGUACCACCAGUACCUCGGUGAAGCAAGUGGAGCAAUUCCCGAUUUUCCAGAGAUUGUCGUGAGCCACGGUUCCUCUCUCCCCGAGGACUGCACUUUGGAGGACAUCGACACCUUCAGAAGCAUCUACCGAGAGCACUGCGAGGCCUUUCUCGAUGCAGUUCUUAAUUUUGAGUUUGGAACUGUCGAGAGCCUUUGGAGAGAGUUCUGGCGCAGUCAAGACAACAACAAUGGGGAUGAGUGCGAGGAAGAGAAAUACCUAUCGAAAACCAAACUCUAUCAGAUGUGCAAGUGCAGCGAAGUCCAGGAGUUCAUUAAAACCGUUGAUUAUACAUUCUAUCAAAAUCUGGUGGAGGUGCUCAUGCCCGAUGUACUGAGACCCAUUCCCAGCACAUUGACACAAUCGAUACGAAAUUUUGCAAAGGGAUUGGAGUCGUGGCUGACAACAGCUAUGAACGGCUGUCCCGAGGAGAUGAUGCAGAUCAAAUUGACAGCAGUUUCGGCAUUUGCACAGACACUGAGGCGUUAUACAUCAUUGAAUCAUCUGGCUCAAGCUGCUAGAGCUGUUCUACAGAAUUCUAGUCAAAUAAAUCAGAUGUUGGCAGACUUGAAUCGAGUGGAUUUUCAUAAUGUACAAGAACAGGCCUCAUGGGUAUGUCAGUGUGACUAUACAGUCGUCCAGCGCUUGGAGGCUGACUUUAAAAUGACACUGCAGCAGCAAAAUUCAUUGGAGCAGUGGGCAGUUUGGCUGAAGAGUGUUGUAACCCAGGUUCUCAAGCCUUACGAGGGAAAAACCACGUUUGCAAAAGCAGCACGACAAUUUCUCCUUAAAUGGUCAUUCUACAGUUCGAUGGUAAUUCGUGAUUUGACACUCCGAAGUGCUGCGAGUUUUGGAUCAUUUCAUCUUAUUCGAUUGUUGUACGACGAAUACAUGUUUUAUUUAAUCGAACAUCAAGUUGCAAUCGCCACUGGGACAACUCCAAUUGCUGUCAUGGGAGACAAAAAUCAAACUUGUCAGAUGCUCACCACCUUUGGCACAACAUCGAAUGGAGAUGCAUCGAGCCCCAACACACCGAAACGCAUGAAAAUGAGCUAACUGAGAGCGGACGCCCUGUAGAUUAUAUAAAACGACAGAGUCUCUCACAACGUAGAACAGUUUCAACUCAUGCAGGCCUACAGUGUUGAAUUUAGUUCAAUAAAUUAUUAUUUUUGAUAUAAACUGAAGGAGGAAUUGGCGAAAAAUUGAGCGAGACAUUGCGCUCAUCCCCGAAUUAAUGUGAAUGAUAAAUCAAUCAGUCGUAAGUUCGUGUGAUAGGUGUAGAUCGUAAAUAACUUUUGAAUUAGUGAUAACAUUGAAUGAUUAGUCUAACAGAUGAUGAUUAUUGAUUUCCGAAAAUCUAUUAGACAAUUUUUAUUUGCCUGAAACAAUUUCACUAUAAUUUUUUAAUGGAAUAAAAUGGAAAUAGAAGUAGAAUAAGUGAACUUAAAAUUCAGAUGUUAAUAAUUACGCCUAUAGAAUUUUAACAUAAUGAAAUAUCUAGUCGGAUUUCGUAAUGUCAUGAUUGAAAUGUCCGAGUUUAUGAGUAAAAUGUCCGUGAAAAAAAAACUCCAACCAGGCAAAGAACCAAAAAAAAUAGAAAUGUUGAUAUACGAGAAGUAAUUAACGAAAUAAUGAAUAAUGUAUAGAUAAAUUGUCUUCAUUGGAGUGAUCCUUAUUCACCCGUCCUUGCACAAAUUGUGAAUUGAAGUGUGUUAAUAACACACUCACUCAUUGAUUAAUAUUAUACAUAGGGUAUAACAAAAGAAAAGUGGAAUGAACAUGAAGAGAAAUUGAUUAAUUAAUUAUUACGACGAGUCACGAGUAGGAUUAGAUAGUUUGUAAAUUGCUGGUGUACGGACACUUACUGGUAGGUUUGCCGAAAUUUGUUGGAGAGAAAGGAUCGAGCAAUUUAAUAUUUUUUAUUACAGUUUACGCUUUAGAUUACCGGAUUUUUUUGGAAGAAGGAGAAAAACAAGUCUUCUUCAAAGGCCAAUAUCUCGAAAUAGGCUGAGUGAAUUUGAAUGAUUUUUUCACACAUUGAGACAGAUCUUUCAAGAUUGAAACGUAAAAAAAAAAACCAAAUUCGGAUCGUCAAAUGACGAGAUAUUGGAGAUUUUAGGGCGACGCAACUUGAGCUUCUUGAAGUAGAAUCCCUUUGAGUUCAAUAUUAUCUAGAUAUAAUUUCAGGAUAGAAAAGGAGAUUCUAUAUUCUACGAUGAACAAACAUAGAUAUAACGCAUGUGUUUGUUUAAACUUAAGGUAUAAUCAAUGUUGAGUGUAUAAAUUUCAGUCGAUAUCGAGUGUUUUUUUUCAUUUAACUGCCGAUAUAAUUUAAAGAGAAAUAAAAACUGUAAGAGUUCAAUAUGCAAUUGCUGCUAUUAAUUUACAACGAAUGAAAAUAAACGCUGCGAAGAAAUUAAAUGAGAUAUCUUAUCGCCUGAAUUAAAAAAAAAAAAAGACUGAUAGCUGUGAGCAUGAGAAAUCCAAAAACAAAAAUCCAGGAUAUUUAUCUCGUUUCGUUGUUAUUUUAACAUUGAAUUUUCGUGAAUAUUUAAUUCCUGGGCGUUUAAUCGUUUUAGUUUUUUUUCAGUCUAUCGGAGACACUCGACUACUAGUCAGAUAAUUAAGGCAUAAUGACACACACGUCAUCCUCUCCUCUAGAUAAAUUAAAAGAUUAUUUGAAGAAGUGAAGUAGUCAGCACAGGGAUAUUCCAUAAUUGUAAUGAGCUUAUAAGUGUAAAGAAAUGAAAAAAAAAACUAUUGAUACCUAAGUGUACCUCUUACAUAUGACAAUUGCGUAUUUUACUAAUAAAUUAUAGGAUUAUUAUCGAUUAAUUGGAGUAAUUAACGAGGGUGAGAGGUAAUUGUCAGGAAUAUACUCCACAUUCCUACCACCAAAUGAUGAAUUAUCAAGUUAUUUAUAAUUAUCAGUUCCACGAGCACAGCUUUACACUAGACUAUGUUUUUCAUUGAAUUUCCACAUUAAAAUGCAAUAUUAAAUAAAAAAAAAUAUUGUUGGCGAGAGGAUAGUGUAUUUUCGAGGAGUUCGAGGAAAUUUUUCCCAAAUGUUUUUUUUUUACUGUAAAAAAGAGAGUUUUUAUUGAAUUUGAAAUUAAUGAAAUUAAGUUACAUUACUAUUUAUUCUUCUACAGCUAUGAGAAUUGAUUUCGUCCUAUUUCUUUUUUGUUGAAGUAUUGAAAAUAAGAUAAUUCUCUAAAUUGCGUAAAUACACUUUGAUAUAUUAAUAUUCAGUAGUGGAGUAGUUAAUUCAUCAGUUUUUUUUUCUGAAUAUCGAUGAAUAAAUCCUCACUACUGAAAGAAAAUACGAGAAAACGGCCUUAAUCUAUUGAAAAUAUCUCACUAUCACGAUAUAAUAGCGAUUUUGAUGAUUUAACUGAUUCGAAACUCAAUUCCCCAUUUCAUAAUGCAACGGAUCUUGUCAGCCUUCCAAUGAAAACAAACAAAAACGUGAGAAAUAGACUCCAUGUUACGAUGAAGUGAAAAUCAUCCUGAUGUACUUCAAUGGAGAAUUUUCCGUGUACAGCGUAUGAAAGAAUGAGGAAUAUUUUCAUACAGUUUCAUAACUCGUCGAAUUGAAUAAUAGAAGUACUAUCCACUUGCAUAGAAUUAUUUUUAUCAAACACGAAACCAAAUGCAGCUCAAAAUCUAGCCAUCAGUGGCAUAUUGAGAUGACGAGACGAGGGACAAAAUCGAAUGUAUUGUGUAGUUUAUUUAAAACGAAUGUAAGAAAUAUGUUUGUGGAAAUAUUGUGAAUGUGAGUAUUGCAACAUGGUAAAAUCGUAUGUUACAAAUAUACGUUUACGAAUGUAAUAUCUGAGUUUGUGCUAU